AUAAACCUUUUCUUUUGUUGUCUCGGACUCAACCCAACCCAGAGUGUUAUCUCUCUCUCUAUAAUCUCUCUUUCUCUCUCUUCCUUUGUAGCUUUCACUUUCAUUUUUCUGGUUCUGAUUUAGGGCACCCGAACUCGGUCUUUGACUUAGAACUAGCUCUGAUUUGCUCCUUAAGUACUCUCUCUUCCUCUUUGAGUUGAUUCCAACUUCAAUCUACUUUGCUUUUCACUUCAUCAUUGUAUUCCUUUAGAUCCUCGUUACUCUUCCCUCACCCCUUCGCAACUCUGCACAUUUUUGUUUUUCAGCUUCUCCAACUUUGAAUUUUGGUGUAGGUUUUUAUUCCUAACAGUUAAUUCGAUUCCGUGGACUGAAACCUAUAGGUUACCAAUGGUUUAUGGUAUAGCGUGUUUAUCUGUGUAAUGAUUUGCAUGUUCUUUUUUGGUUUACGAUGUGAAAGGAUUGAGGAAUACGCAAUUGAAAAUUUAGCGCGACUUUGUUUUUGUAACUAGUUGCUGCUCUUGAUUUAUCAGUGCGUCGGCAAUAAUUUUUGGCUAUGGUUUCUGCUUUGAAUUUGUAUGUAUGUAUGUUCUUUAACAUAAUUCAUUUAAGGCAAAAAUUCUUUAUCAAAUUUAUUUUCAAUGAAGAGAACAAUUAGAGUACUAUUAUAAUGUUUUAUUUUACUUUUCAUUCUCUAAUAUCAUGACUAUUUCACUUUAUUGAGGAAAUGAAAACUUUAGCUCCGAUGCACUAUAGCUCGAUAUAGAUCUGAUGGUUUGUUCAAGAACAUGAUAACAAUUCUGUCAAUAUCGAUGUUAAUUGAUUGAAUUGCCCUAUGCUUGAGGGAACAUGUUUGUGGGGUUAAUAUGUAAAAGUAAUUUUUUGGAAGACUUCAUCUCGCGAGUGAUUGCAACGAUGUUGAGUUUCUUGUGUAGACUCUAGGUGAGUGUUGCUCCUAUGGUUCUUGUGCAACUAAUAGGUGUGUUGAAUGUGGGAAGAGUUCUAUUGCGGGUGUGCUUUCUACAAUUAAAGGGCCUUGGGCUAUCAUCUACUAGCAGGUAACACCAAGUGGAUAGUUCGAGGACUCUUUGGUUUGGCUGAGAUGCAUUUGGUAGGCGAAGCCUCCUUGUUCACUAGCCGACAGUAGAUAACUCAACCUUUCUGCUUUCUUUUGUGUCACCUAUUUCACCAGUUCAACAGGCCUCUGACUGUGAAUACAAGUGGUAGAGCUCCAUUUCAUCACACUGACUCAAGUCGUUGACUUCAAUUUUCUUCUCAUAGCUCGUCCAAGCAAAUUGAAGGUAUCAGGCUACUAGAUUUAUCGUCAAAGAAGCUGAUAGAUGCUGGAUUUAUGUACAAGUAUGAACUUAAUGAAAUGCUUCAUGGUUCAAUCAAAUGCUGCAAAGAAAAAGGGUUUCCUGUGAGGAGUUGAUAUUGUGUACAGUUUAAACUCCUUUUACUCUGUCAUAAGCUGAAUACUUGUUAAGAACUGCUUGUGUCUUUGAAGCCCUUCUCACCAUUUUGAAAGUUGAAACCAGGCUCAUGGGAACACCACCAGGGUCCCUCCGCAGCUGGAUGGUCAGUCAGAGGCUAUGUCUAUGAAGACUAGACAAUCCACACAGUUAAGAAGGUUGACUUUAAGAACCUUGGAUCAGCCCAAACCAAUUAUUAACAUCGAUGCUGCAACUAGGCGAGGAUUAGGCCGCCAUAAAGAGAAGUUUAACAACUAUCUGGGAAUACACCACAGAUUGACUACCCCUCAUCUCUCAUUGAAAGACAUGUUAAGUGGAAGUUGACAUGCACAAAGCGAUAUGGACAAAUGACAUCUCAAGUGGCACAAGAAAUAUCUAAUAAAAUUGACUCGUUAGAAGAACAGACAACAUAGGAUACUUUUGUUCACCAUGGUCUUGACAACAUACUUAACAUUGCCAUUGGACAACUGGAUCAUGGAGGUCAUGUUCAUGCAGCGGGGUAUGGUGACUCAAUACUAUGGAAGGGCAUCACAUGGCUCUAGCAACUCAUCCACAUCCAUCACCCAACAACAAAGGAAUGAGAUUAAGGAAGAAGUCAGGAAUGAGAUUGGAGAAGAAAACAAAUGAAGUCUAGAGAAAUUGAAACAGGAGUUGAAGGAGGCCAUCAAAAUUGAGUUUUCGCAAACGGGAUCGCAAUACUCAUCCCCGAUUGAGGCAAAUAUACAUGUGUUAGGUUCACAGGCUUGCACAAAGGGGAGCAAUGCUGAAACUAAUGCGAACCCAUCUAGGGAAGAACAUGUUUCUCAUGUGAUACCAACUAUGGGGUUGUAUGUGCAACGUCAGCAUUCUACACACUUGGUAGCCUUGGGAAAAAUAUAUGAGGGAGGGUCUACCAUACACAACAUGGCAUAUGCAGAUGAUAUCGUAAGGGUUAGUGUUGAAAAAGUUAUUGAUGGUGAUGCUCAAGUCUCGUUGCCGAUGUCAGAAAUUCAGUAUGUCAGGCAGACCCUUCACACAUUCAUUGCAUGGCCGAAACCUCUUGUAAAACUGGUAUCAAAUGAGGAUUCAACUAUUACUCCAAAUAAAGUGAUUGAAAUUGUUCAAAGGUCAAAUGAUGCUACUGUAGAUGAUCCCUUGCAUGACUUGAUUAAGAUCGUGUAUGACAUUUACGAGAAGCCUAUUGAGUUGUUGUGGGAUGCGACUAAAUUUGGGAUUCCAAAUGUAGAUGCCUUCUUGUUAACAUAUGCUGAUGUCAAUGAAAUAAUCUCAGGUUUAUGGAUGAGUGGAGUUCUAGCUUGGGUCAUGGUUCGAUGUAUGGAUUCCUUGAGCCUCAUUCAAUACACAAUACAAAGGAUAGACGUGGUCAAUGUCAAGAUUACAUUGAAAGAUGUGUUAAGGAAUCCCAACGAGAGGGCCCGUUGGCAACUGGUUGUUUUGUGUCCUACAAACAAUGUUGUCGUGUGGUUUUGUUCGUUGUGUAAGAAGCCUGAUGUUCAUAUCAAACCUGCAAUUAAUAAUGCGUUGAAGACAUUAAAGACUACUUCUAACGAGCCACAUUCAAAGCGGGGGGCUAUGAGUGUGACUAUUAUGUCGUGCAUUGGAUGUGGAACAUAGUAAGCGGGGAGUUAAAGGAUGAUUGGAGCAUGUGGUUUGGUGAUGACACACUACUAAACAUCGAGACCACAACAACAAUACACAAAAAAUGGGCAACAUAUUUUUUAAGAGUUAAAAGCAUCCAAUGUAGAAAGCUUUAAAUGAGAUUCAAACAAGCACUAUGGUGAAUUUGAUGUCUUUCUUUAAAUGUUAUAAAUAAUUUUGUAGCUGUAAUGACUAUUAUUUGAGAAUAAAAAUACAUAUUUGUUUAUUUCAUUUUGGUUUGCACCAAAAGAUUUAGACAA
Molecule: messenger RNA, 3367 nt
Organism: Glycine soja
Lineage: Eukaryota; Viridiplantae; Streptophyta; Magnoliopsida; Fabales; Fabaceae
Exons: 13
Coding region: 2289-3083 (264 amino acids)
Source: RefSeq, a predicted model, not a curated record